AUGGAGGAACAGCAAAAUGAUGGCUAUCGAACCUUAUCCUUGUCCGGGCAUGUUGGUUUUGGCAGUUUACCUGAUCAACUGGUUAAAAAGUCUAUCAAGCAGGGCUUCUGCUUCAACAUUCUUUGCAUUGGGGAAACUGGAAGUGGGAAAUCAACCCUGAUAAACAGUUUAUUUAACACCAAUUUUGAUGACCCUGUGUCAUCGCAUUUUCUGCCAAGUGUACAUCUUAGAGCCCAGACUUACGAACUCCAAGAAAAUAAUGUUCUUUUGAAGCUGACCAUUGUAAAUACAGUGGGAUUUGGUGACCAGAUAAACAAAGAAGAUAGUUAUCGGCCAAUAGUGGAUUAUAUAGAUGCACAAUUUGAAGCCUAUCUCCAGGAAGAACUGAAAAUUAAACGUUCUUUAUUUAGCUACCAUGAUACUCGCAUCCAUGUCUGCCUCUAUUUCAUUUCACCUACAGGCCAUUCCCUAAAAACCCUAGAUUUGUUAACCAUGAAAAACCUAGACAGCAAGGUGAACAUUAUACCAAUUAUAGGCAAAGCAGACAGCAUUUCUAAAACUGAACUACAGAAAUUCAAGAACAAAAUCAUGAGUGAACUAGUUAGUAGUGGCGUCCAGAUAUACCAGUUUCCAACUGAUGAUGAAACCAUUUCUAAAAUUAAUACCAUCAUGAAUGGGCAUUUGCCAUUUGCUGUAGUGGGAAGUACGGAAGAGGUGAAAAUUGGAAACAAAAUGGUGAGGGCUCGUCAGUACCCUUGGGGCAUUGUACAAGUGGAAAAUGAGAACCACUGUGACUUCGUAAAGCUUCGCGAGAUGCUCAUUUGCACAAAUAUGGAAGACUUAAGAGAGCAGACUCAUGCACGACAUUAUGAGUUGUACAGACGCUGCAGACUGGAAGAGAUGGGCUUCAGAGACGUUGGCCCUGAGAACAAACCGGUCAGUCUACAGGAAGCCUAUGAGGCAAAGAGGCACGAGUUCUACCUUGAACUGCAAAGAAAAGAGGAGGAGAUGAGACAACAGUUUGUGCAGAGAGUGAAGGAGAAGGAAGCUAUAUUGAAAGAAGCAGAGCAACAGGUACACACUAAAUUUGAACAUCGUAUGCUAAUGCAUCAAGAAGUGAAACUGAAAUUGGAGAAAAAGAAAAAAGCUCUAGAAGAUGAAAUUGCUAUGUUUAUUGAGAAGAAAGCUAAUGCUGAAUUGCUUCAAUCACAAGCAUCUGUCUCUACCCCUCUUGUUAGUUUGAAGAGAGACAAGGACCGCAAAAAGAGCCAAGGUUUUCGACUUGAACUCCUGUGCUUUGAUGUCAGAGAUGAAGACACUGUGAACGUUCACGCACAGAGCAAGAGGGAGAGGGAGAAAUUAGAGAGGGAGAGAAAUUCACCCAGGGAAUUCCAGAAAUAG
Molecule: messenger RNA, 1401 nt
Organism: Charadrius vociferus (killdeer)
Lineage: Eukaryota; Metazoa; Chordata; Aves; Charadriiformes; Charadriidae
Gene: SEPTIN10
Product: septin 10
Exons: 10
Coding region: 1-1401 (466 amino acids)
Biological process (GO): cytoskeleton-dependent cytokinesis
Cellular component (GO): microtubule cytoskeleton; septin ring; cell division site
Molecular function (GO): GTPase activity; molecular adaptor activity; GTP binding
Source: RefSeq, a predicted model, not a curated record